AGCUUUUGGAAAAUAUGUCGAAUUGUCAAUCAAAUAUAAAUUAUUAGUAAAUCCAAUUCUAGGACUAUGAAACGCAGAGCUCAAAGUAAAACUUCCGUUGCUUCCAGCACGGAUUUCUUUUCACUCUCCGACAAGCCAUCGUUGGGAAGAAGACGAGCCCUACUGGCUGCAAAACUUAAGCGUCAGGAACAGAGUACAACGUCCUUUGACUCCAGCACAGGCUCCUACACUUAUACAGACGCCACUUCUUUGCGAAAGACCCCCAUCACCUUCUCACCUAGCCCGGAGUUCAUGAAGACCGCCAAGGCUAAAUUAAAGUUAAUCGCAUUGUAUGAAGAUCACAAAUGCUUGUGGAAUCAGCGCAACAAAGAUUUCUUCAAUUUCGAGCUCAAAGACAGAAUCUGGGAUGCGAUUGCCGAUGAAAUGAAAGCGGACUCGCCAUCUGGGUUUUGGAAACAUAUGAUUCACAAGCUUCGCUAUAAAGUUGAGAUGGAGCGCAUACAAGAGCAGGGUGCAAAGUUUUCGGGUGAAUCGCCGCAGCCAAAACUAUUUUAUUCAGAUAAUCUGCUGUUUCUAAAUCACAUGUUUGACCGAGAAGGGGGAAAACCCCCUCGAGAGAUUCCAAUGCAUCUUAAGCCUUCGGGACCUACUCUCGAAAAGAAUCCGUCUAGAAACCUGCGACAUGUUCAGGAAAAACGUAAACGUACGCCCAUUAGAGAAAAGAUGGCUUCGCUUGAGAAGUUGAGGAAUCUCCAAAAUAGCAAGUUUGUUCUCUCCCGCGACGCUUUUCAAAAAAUUCAAAAAAUUACUAGUGGCGGUCCCUAUUACUUGACAAAAACAAAGAUUAGACCAUAGGCCUUGAUUUGAAUAUCUCAAAAUAAAAAAAUGCAAUGCAAACACAU
Drosophila melanogaster (fruit fly) is the source of this 902-nucleotide messenger RNA. RefSeq lists its product as uncharacterized. Lineage: Eukaryota; Metazoa; Arthropoda; Insecta; Diptera; Drosophilidae. The record is from RefSeq and is marked reviewed. The transcript has 2 exons. Gene Ontology annotation, cellular component: nucleus. Gene Ontology annotation, biological process: regulation of DNA-templated transcription; DNA-templated transcription. Gene Ontology annotation, molecular function: DNA binding. The coding region runs from base 67 to 855 and encodes 262 amino acids.